Messenger RNA from Kwoniella shivajii, 3108 nucleotides. RefSeq lists its product as uncharacterized. Gene Ontology annotation, biological process: negative regulation of DNA-templated transcription. The record is from RefSeq and is a predicted model, not a curated record. The coding region runs from base 1 to 3108 and encodes 1035 amino acids. Lineage: Eukaryota; Fungi; Basidiomycota; Tremellomycetes; Tremellales; Cryptococcaceae. Gene Ontology annotation, molecular function: RNA binding; metal ion binding. Gene Ontology annotation, cellular component: nucleus. The transcript is spliced from 7 exons.
AUGACAGGUGUACCCCAAGAUCAAGAUUUCACCACACCCAUAAUCAGUGGAGGUCCGAGUGUACCAAGCCAUUCAAUGUCAAUGUCGAAUUCAUCAUCUGGAUCUGGAUCUGGAUCUUCAACUCCCAAUAAUAACACCAACACUUCGACUCUCUUUUCAUCAUCAUCGUCUUCAUCCGCAGCAGCACUCCGAUCCCCUUCACCCCGAAAACCAGUUAAUUUCUUAUCAGGUUUAGGUGUUCCAUCAUCACAAAUAAUCAAUUCUAGUACUACUAAUAGCAACGCAAUUUCAAUCAGUCCAGCACCUACACCGACACCUUCAUUGACACUUUCAAUAUAUCCACAUUUAGCACACUACAUCUUCAAUUUACUCUCAAAUGUCAAUACAAGUCCUACAAAACAUACUUCUUCUACAAAUGUACAAAGUCAACAUCCAUUGAGUGUUUCAUCAUCAAGUGAAUCAGAUGAUGAAUCACCUUCGCCACCAAUAUCAUCCUCAUCUUCAUCAGCCCUAGCAUCAAACAACGAUGAUGAUGAUGAUGAAGAUCAUUUGUCAUUACAAACACCUAAAAAACAGAGAAAAUCAGAUACCCUAACGAUCUCAGGUGUAGAAAGAGAUAAUCUCAUCAAGAAAAUAGUAGAUCUAUUAGAUAACGAAGAAGAAGAAAAGGUUAAAGAUGUAUUGAAGCCUCAUAUGGGUGAUCUAGCAAAAGAUGAGAUAUUGAUGGAUCAAGUGUGUUUGGAUUGUAUGCAUCGAAGAAGAGACGACGUCGAGCAAGUCCCUUACGCUCCUCAUCUGACUCCAACACGUGCAAGAGGAUCACCUAAUCCAGCUGCUGCACAUCCUCUUCGUCCUUACACACCCACUCGAGUUCCUUCGUUCCGCAAUCGGACCCCGUUAGGAAGACCUCAUUCUCCCUCACCUGCAUUGUCCCACCCUACUCCUUCGGCUCCGAAUUCUGCUGCGUCUGUCAAUCCUGCCAAACCAAGCUCUUCCUCUGGUAAGAGCUCCUCCGGGUCACCUGUCGUAUCUCCGCGAAUGCUUAAUGCCAAAGCAGCAACAUUCAGUCCAACCUCUCGUGUAGCAUCCACGAGUUCAAGCUCAGUCAAUCCUGGUACUAUAGGAACCGGGAACACGACUCCUUUCCUGCCCUCAGACCCAUGGAAAGAUCUUUCGUCCGAUAAUCCACCUCGAUCGGCCUCUCCAUUUGGUGCGAUCGGUCCCACAAGCAUGUCAAGAACAGGGUCAAAUUUAGCUAUCGCCGCACCGUUAUUCAGCGACCAAUCAUCUCCUUUCCAUUCGCCAAUGGGUACACCUAAUCGUACAACUAUCAAAAUGCCAGAUGUAUUCAAUUCACCUAAACCAUCAUUUAGCAGAACGUCAUCUUACAAAGGUGUCAUACCUGAUGAUGAUGACGAUGAUGAAUUCUCGCCAUUCGGUAAAGGUUUGCCAAGAUUGCAUCAUCAUGAUUCAUCUGCUCUAAGUACCGAGGCCAAACCUUUCUCGCCAUUCAAUCCUUCCAACGAUGCUUACUCGAAUUUCUCAGAAUCAUCUUACGGGUCGGGAUCAAGAUUAUCAGGUGAUUUUCCCCCGGAAACAGAAGAAGAAGGAGCUGGAAUGACACCGUUAGAUGUAUUGUGUUCGGUCUUCACUUCUGUUCCAAGAUCAGAAUUAGAAGAUGCCUUACAUCGAUCUGGGUAUGAUUUCGAAUCUGCCAUGGGAUAUCUAGUAUCACAACAUACCCAUCCCAGAUCAGGAGCGUCAACACCCCAAAGAGUAUCUUCACCCAGACCUUUAUUAGGCGUAGGAAAUAGAGGUGCCAUAAUAGCAGGACAUCAUGCUCCAAGAGAAGGUUAUUUCCAACAAGGUGGUAGAUCUUUUAGAGGUGAUUUGUCUCCAGGUUUCCCAAUUCAGGUUCAACAGGGAACGAGAAGUCCAGGAGGUGCAAAUGGGGGGAAAAUGUGCAGGUAUUUCUUGGCUGGUGAAUGUAGAAGAUCAGAUUGUAGAUUCAGCCACGACAUUGAUAGGGCAUUAUGUAGAUUCUGGUUAAGAGGUCAUUGUGCAAAAGGUCCUAACUGCGAGUUCUUGCAUCAACUGCCGAAUAAUCUCGAUCCCAACGCAUUAUCCUCCGCGAUGUCGCAUGUCGAAUUAUCGUCAGAUGGCUAUGCCCGACCUUCCUCUCCUUCAUUGUAUACGCCCACCGAAGAAUUCCCUGAUUUACUCUCCGUCCGAAUUGGCCGUGGGGGCGGCGUUAGGUUCGACCCAUCACGGAACCGGUUUGCAAAUGCAGUCAAGCGCGCUACCCCGGGUCCAGCGCCUUCUUUGCAAAUCUCCGGAUUACGACAGUCACCUUUACCUCAGCAAGCGGUAUUAUCGCCUAGUCUCGCCGCCGGAGUAUUGGCUUUACCUAGACCUUCGCAAAGGAUCAAACUUCGACCACCUAGUCUAUUACCCACUUUGAAGACAGGAUCGAUGACGAACGAGCAAUAUAUGUCAACUCGUGCCACAUCCAUCCGAUUAGGACAUGCCAGGAAUGCUUGUUUGGCAAGAGCGGCAGAUGCGUUCCGUCGAGGGGAUGGCGCUGCAGCUAAAAGAUUCUCAAGAGAAGGAAAAGCAUUAAAUCAAAGAAUGCUAAACGAGUCAUAUGAUGCAGCACAACAAUUGAUCAGGGAACGACGAAUGGAAGCUCAAUUGGCUAUUAAAGAAAGAGAUUCAACUUGGUCUAACGAUCCUCUAGAUCGAGCGGAAAGAGGUAAAGAAUGCGCGGGUGGUCUAGGUGUAAUCAUGGGUGUAGCACCUAAGAACGUUCCAGGUGCAGAGAAACUGAGCAGCUCGGAAAGGAUAGAAGCUUUACUAGAUUUACAUACAUUGCAUGGUAACGAAGGGCAAGAAAUCGCAGGGCAGUUUCUGGCCGAGCUUGAAAGGGAGAGUUUCAGGGGUCUUGCAUACAUCGUAAUAGGAGAAGAGAAACAUGUGGCUUCUCAAGAUCCGCUCAGGGGGGCUUCAAAAGUCCGUCUUGGAACGUCAAUCAAGCAAGUCUUGGCCGAAUGGGGAUACGCUUGGAAUGAAGUCGCUGGGGUCAUCUGUGUGGAUCCGUGUAGAGUUUAA